This is a messenger RNA of Jaculus jaculus (lesser Egyptian jerboa), 297 nucleotides long. RefSeq names its product non-histone chromosomal protein HMG-14-like. NCBI's taxonomy places the organism in Eukaryota, Metazoa, Chordata, Mammalia, Rodentia, Dipodidae. Bases 1 to 297 code for a protein of 98 amino acids. Gene Ontology annotation, molecular function: nucleosomal DNA binding. Gene Ontology annotation, cellular component: nucleus; chromatin. The record is from RefSeq and is a predicted model, not a curated record. Gene Ontology annotation, biological process: chromatin organization. The transcript has a single exon.
AUGCCCAAGAGGAAGGUGAGCUCGGCCGCGAAGGACGAGCCCAAGCGCAGGUCGGCCAGGCUGUCCUCCAAACCGGCUCCUGCGAAAGUGGAAGCAAAGCCAAAAAAAGCAGCGGGAAAGGAUAAACCUUCAGACAAAAAAGUGCAAGCAAAAGGGAAGAGGGGAGCAAAGGGCAAGCAGGCUGAAGUGACUAAGCCAGAGACUAAAGAAGACCUACCUGCCGAGAACAGAGAGGCAAAGAGCAAGGAGAGUCCAACCUCUGAGGAGGUGGGAGAGGAAGACGCCAAGGCUGAGUAG